Molecule: messenger RNA, 6212 nt
Organism: Parnassius mnemosyne (clouded apollo)
Lineage: Eukaryota; Metazoa; Arthropoda; Insecta; Lepidoptera; Papilionidae
Source: the annotation of a GenBank genome assembly
AGGUCAUUGAUGUACACAGUACACACAACACAGUGCAGUGUUAGUGCUAGGUGUUAAAGUGUUAAGCCUUAUCGGUGCUAAAUGAUAGGAUAACUAAUUUAAGUACAUACUAGUUAUUAAGAUAUUAGUAUUACCACUGAGUACAACCUACUUUGUUUAAAAUUUAAAUCCGGAAGGAUAGUAGCUGGGUACCUACUUUUGGAUAUAACUACUAAAUAAUACAUUAUGAGUAAGAAAUCACUGUAACAACAAAGGCUACGAGAACAAUAGCGAAGAUUAGGAAUAAGUAAAAUACGUUCACAAGUUGUUGAUACAUGUACAUACAAUUAUGAACCAUGAACAUGGAGCUUCAUGAAACCAAUGGAAAAUAUGUCAUACCAUUAGAUACUGUAGACUUAUCACUCCUAUCAACAUUGAAUGUGGCUCCAAAGCACCAUAACAAUUUAUUGCCUUUAUGGACCAAUAACAACAUGAAAUUGAGGAAUGAAGAUUGCUAUUUAGAAUUUGAAAUCAAAGAUAAGCAGGACAUCUCUGACAUGGAAACAUAUAAUAAAAUUGAAUUUGAAAUAGAUGAUAAACAAGAUAUCUCAGAGUCGGAGGCCACAUAUGUUAGUUCCUCAGAAAAUUCAUCAAAUCCCUAUGUCAAUACAGAAAUAAGUACAAAUUUGUGCUAUAUCUGCAAUAUCGAAGUUCCCUUGCCAUAUAUGAAGGAACACUUAAAUAGUACUAAACAUAAGACAUUCCUAAAAAUUACAGAAGUAGCAUUAGAAAGAGUUAAAAAGCAAGUGACCCACAACUUCUCUGAGAAAAAUCCUGUCCCGUCAAUGUAUUUUUGUCAAACAUGUGUUACAACAACACCUGUCAAAGACAAAUCCUUCCAUAUGAAAUCAACUGCUCACAAAAACGCUGUUACAUUAGACAGAAUAUUAAAUGAUUUUAUUAAAAUAUACACACAUGAUGAAUUAGAAACAGAUAACACUGAAUCGGAAAUUGAAACGCCUAAUCAUGAAGAAUUGGAUAAAGUUGAUGAAGGCACAAACAAACCUGAUAUUGAAAAGCCAGUCUACAAUGAAGAUAUUGCCAAGGAAAUAGUUUGGAAUUUGAAACCAGCUACAUUUCAUAAAAUAAAUAAAGAUGCUAUUGUCAGUAAUGGUACAAAUUUAACAGAAUACAUAAAUAAUUUAAAUGCAAAAACUUUAUCUUCACACAAGGUAAAAGAUGUUAAUGGCGAGUAUCUUAUUAUCGAAACAAAAGAUGGCAGUGAGGUUAAAGUGACACACAACAAUUUUCAUGGAAUAUUGGCUAUAGGAAAGCGCCAUGCUCAGUGCAAACUGUGCACAGAAAUAGUUAGAAAUUUAGACAAACAUAUUUAUUCUCAAAAACAUAUCGAGAAGAUAGUACUGCCAAUAAAUGACAAGGAAUGUAUUAGACAGUUGGAUAAUACUAAAAGCCAUUGCAUUCUAUGCAAUGAGUUAGUCGAAAGUGCCGACUUCCACGCACUUUGCAACAAAAGACACGAAGCGUUAUUGAAAAAUGCUAUCUUGUUAUCUGAACAGGGGGGUGAGAGCCAAAUAAUAAUUGAAACACGAAGCGAUGUUAACAAAGCAAAUAUUAUUACUCCACUUGAAAGUAACGAAGAACAAGUACCAAAAGAUUGCGCUGCUAAAACUACCUAUAAUAAUAUAAACAACGCACCGUCGGUGCUUGAAAAUAAUGAGUUUGUUGUACAAUUGGAUGCUAGUAAAACUGACAGAUCUAAAGCUAAGAAUUUUUUUUGCAGUGUCUGUCAAAUUUCACUUCGCAAAAAAAAUAUUAGUUCACAUACAUAUAGGCAUAAAGCAGCCGAGGAACGCACCUAUAUGUUGGAAUAUUCUAUUGAAGCAGAUAAUUUAAAAUGUGUGGUUUGUAAUUAUUUCGUUGAUACUGAUCAUAUCGUUCAUUUAAUGAGUACAAGUCAUGUUGAUCGUUACAACGCUUUAUUAGCCGCAAACAAAAUGAUUAAGACGCAAGGAAAUGUUUUUUGCGAAGCAUGCACUAUUUAUAUGUGUAUAGGAAAUGAGCUGGUUCAUAUUGAUUCUACAAAACAUAAGAAGUUGCUUUUGGAUUUGAAAAGUGUAAUUGUUGACAAACCCACAAAAGAAAAGCUUAGUACAGAAGCCAGAGGUUACGAUAGUAAACAACAUUUUUGCGUUAUUUGCCAAGUUAAUGUACCAAACAAUUCCCAUAACAUCAGUACACAUUAUAAUGGAAAAUUACAUAAAUAUAAUUUGGCUAACUACUUUGACGCAAAAGAUGUUUCUGUCCAAGGAAAUAACAAGAGCGAUGAGAGUGAUAAAAGCACUCUUGAGAAUUUGGCAAGUGUAUCUAAAAAUGAUGAAGAAAAGGCUAGUAGUCCUCCAGUAGAGAUGUUUUCUAAGGACACGCCGUCGGGAAGUGUUGCCAAAAAAGUUCCAGUUGCUAAGGGAAACGGAAAAAUAGAUAUCAAGAAAGAUACAAACUCAGACUCUAUAACACACACAGCAAGUGGGCAAAAUAAUAAUUCGAUAUCCGUUACUAGUGAAACAGUGGAAGAUGUUUUAGAAAUCACCUUAAAUCCGAGCGAGUUGAAGUGCAGAAUAUGCUUAGUGAUAAUUCCAAAUAAAACAAAGAAUAUUCAAGAACAUCUUAACAGGUACAAUCAUAACAAAAGUGCUAGAACACUACUGGUACAGAACCGGUUGAAGCUGACAGGAAAUCUGUAUUUUUGUAAUGGCUGCUGUGAAUCUGUAAAUAUAGGAGACCAAUUCGAUCAUAUAAAUAAGCGAUCCCAUGGAGUGAAUAUGGUCAGGACUUUAACUAACGAUGUAUUAAAUGCUUUAGCAGGAAACCAAGAUCAAACGGAUACCGAGUCAAACAAAGACAGUUUAUUUAAAAUACCAAUGAAAUAUUUUGAACUUACCGAUAAUCUGGGUGUGGUAAACUGCCAAGUCUGUAAUCUAAAAUUACCUCACGUUGUUUCUGUAUUUAAAAGUCAUAUAGAAGGACGAAAGCACUUCAAAAAACUACGAAAAAUAUUAUCAAAUAACAAAAUACUAGAAAAAGACGACUGCUUCAAUUGUUCGGUGUGCCAGACAGAACUGACUAAAGAUGCUCUUUUCAAUCACUUAAACAACCAGAAUCACUUAACGGCCCUAGCGACGACGGUUCCGAAUAGCAUUUUUACGGCCUUAUUCCGAAAUACGGACCCCACGGACCGAUAGUGUCUCUACAGCAAUUGGCACAAGUAUGUGGUAUUAACUGUGGUACUAAAGUUAAACUUCCGAGACCCCCAGUUUUUGGAAACAAUUGGUAGUAAAGACUAGAAAUGAGUUGGGGGGUGGCUUGAACUUUAGAUCUAGUCAGUUUGAAUAGCCUAUGAUGUAGAGGAUGUCAUGGGGGUCAUGGUUGAAUACGGGCAAAAAGUUCUCAUUACACUCCUAGGAGGUCAAAAUAGCCAAAAACCAAAAAAUUGGAGAGUGGCUCGAACUUUACGCAUAGUCAGUUUGAAUAGCCUAUCAUGUUGAGGAUGUCAUGGGGGUCAUGAUUGAAUAGGGGAAAAAAGUUCUCAUUACUCUCCUAGGGGGUCAAAAUAGCCAAAAUCCAAAAAGUUUAAAAUUCUUAUUUCCGCUAUAACUCCGCCUCCUUCGGAGGUUCUUACACAGUCUUUACUUCCCGCAUCCCACUAGUUUAUUUAUAAGACUGACAUCAAUGUCUUUACUUAAUUUGAGGUUAUGGUUAUCUGCCGACUUCCAAAAAAGAGACUGUACUCAAUUCGACUGUAUGUUUUUUUUAUUUUUAUGUGUACUCAUAACUUUUUACUGGGUGAACUGAUUUCGAUGAUUCUUUUUUUAUAUGAAAGCUGAUACUUCUCGUGUGGUUCCAUAUGAAUUUGAUCAAGGUCAAACCAAUAGUUUUUGAGUUAUUCUUAAUAACUUAUAUUGUAGUCGGCUGUACAAAAUGUUUAAUUUUAAAUAAUUUUAAUUCUGUGUUUUUGAAAUCGUUAAAAAUGGAUAUUAACAUAAACACACACAAAAAAAACUGGCCAAGUGCGUGUUGGGCCACGCACAAUUUCCGUAGUUGCCCGUCACAAUACGUGGGCUUCCUUAAUAAUAAGCAUAAUCAGUGAGUUCGCAGUUUGACCGCUAUAACGACUAAAAAUGUGUUCAAAUAGGAAGAUCGUAACUGAAGGACUUAUUUUCAAAUCAGCUUUAGCUUUAUAGGGAGUGGUAUUCAAAAUAAUAUUAAUAAAACUUCGAUUCCGAUAAUAAUACCCUAUCUAUCCCGCAAAUGACAAAGUAAAGCUAAUAGUAGUAAUGCAUAUAAGUCGUUUUCUUCAUAAAAUGUUUAUUUUUAACAGUUAAUAACAUUACAAAGUUAUUAAUGCAGCUAGUUUUAGGUCAUUUUCUAUGAAGUUGCAAUGGAAUUUUUACUGAUCCAAGUGAAUUUAAUAAGUUGGUCGACAAUUAUUCUUUAACUUCCUAAUUCUACUUAGCUGUGAUAGUUUUCCUUUUAACUUCAUUACUACUGUCCAGUAUAUUAUAUUUCGCAAACGAACCCCUCAAUCGAAAAGAUGAUGUUCCCCACCCCCCAGUGUUUUUGAAAGACCUAUCCAACGAUACCGCACGUGAUGGAAUAAAGGGGUAAAAAAAAUCAUCCUCCAUUUAUUUGUAUGGGAAGUAUCCAAAAUAAAAAUGUUUUUAAAGAUUUCAUUUCACAGUUUUCUAAGCGUAACUAAUAUCUAUAACUAUGCCGAAUUACUGGUUUGUACCACCUAGGGUCUCUGAGCAAAACCGAGGACGGAAGGACGGACGGACGGACGGACAUGGCGAAACUACGGGUUCCUUGUUGUGUAACUACGGAACCCUAAAAAGUAUUAUUUACUUUUUUAUUUUCUGCAUAUUUACUCACGUUUUCGUACGUAGACUCGUGUACGUAAUAUUUCCUAUAUUAAGAGGGCUUAGUUGUUUCACGUCGAAAACUUUGUUUUAGGAUUUUUUCAAGGACAAUAUCGUAACGAUGUCAACACAUUAUUUGAGUAAAAUCACGGCUUCAGAAAGAUGAAGUCGUUAUUUAGCGCACUACAGAGCAAAAUCAUGAUUUUAAUGACGGUUUUUUAAACAAAAAAAUUACAGGUACAAGUUUUUUUGAAAACAGCACCAGCUUUCAAAUAAAGAAUCGGUUCAUCUAGAAAAAAGUCAUAUAUUUUAAGUCUGUUGAAAACAACUUGAUUAUAAAAAGCGCGUCUUUAGUAUAAGUUAUUAUAUUUGUUAUAUUUUUUUAAUAUAAUAACAUUAACAAUUAGAGAAACAGAACGUUGAAUGAAGCCUGUAUGUACAAAUAAAAGAGUACCGUUUUUUUUUAUAUCUAUGAAUAUUAUUUAAACUAGUACUAACUUAGGUGCCAAUGGGUCCUCGGGUAGUCUUCGUUUUGUAGUACACAUUUUGAUUUUGGUAUUAAUGUUAAUACUGUAACAAACCUGGAUCUUUUAGCCCUGGUUUCAACCCGCACUAAAUUCUUUUUUUGGAAUAAGACUGGUAGAGUCUGUAGUAUAGAUAUGUUAAACAGAAGAAUAGCUGACGUUUUUACCGCGCGGCAUAUUUUAUUUUAAUAAUAAAAAGAUAAAACAAUUAAAUGACGUCAUUUGUGUGAAAUUUGCGACGUUCAAGUGACCAAUAAUGCCUCGAACAUUAACGAGCAUAACGAAUGUUUGCUGCAUAAAAACAAUUUAAAGCAAUUAGAAGUAAAUAACAAAGAAAUAAAAGAAGGUGAAAUGAAAGAGAAGAGCUACUGCAAUAUGUGGUGUGUACUUCGCGGUUUACAAAGCAAAAAACUAAUGCUCUCGCCAGCUCGCAUUCAACUACAGAAGUUACGAAGAAUUUGACCGUAAGUGCGCAAUUUAUUUCUGCUGUAGUGCACUUUUAGAAAGUCAUUGGUCACAAUCAAUGAGCGUACGGCAAUAUUACUUUAAUGUUAAUAAUUUAGAAACUUCUUCAAGUUCGACACAAAAAGUGUAUGUUUUCAGUUUACCGGUGCGAAUAAUGUGUCUGUAAUUACCAUAUUUAGUUUAAGAAAUAAAUUGUAUUAUUAUAACUAUAGUGUGACAUAACGUUCAAAUUGUUUUUCAAAACGUUUAAAUUAUAUCUAUAGAAAUCAUAUUUUUGUUAUAAGACAGAUGUUAUUAAAAUUUUCAUUCC